CCCGGCAUUCACUGCUGCCCCUCAACGUGAUCAAUUAUUUCCGUCUUUGCGAGAUAGUGCUCUCUAGGACCGUCAAGUCAAGAUGCCGACCACACUGAAAGAAUUCGAGAGCGUCUGGCCGCGCAUCGCCGCCGAUGUGCUCGACCACUGCAAGAAAUAUAAUCUGCCCCAGCAGUCGCUUGAUUGGUUCUCCAAGUCACUCGACUACAACACGGUCGGUGGAAAAUGCAAUCGAGGCAUGUCUGUCAUCGACACGACUUCCAUCCUCAAGAACCAGACCCUAGACCCAGCUUCUGAAGAGUACUUCCGCCCAGCCCUGUUAGGAUGGAUGAUCGAGCUCCUGCAGGCCUUCUUCCUCGUCUCCGACGACAUCAUGGACUCGUCAAAGACGCGCCGUGGAAGCCCUUGCUGGUACCUUGUUCCCAAAGUUGGCAUGAUUGCCAUCAACGACGCUUUCAUGCUCGAGUCGGCCAUUUACCUGCUUUUGAAGAAGCACUUCCGCCAAGAGAAGAGCUACAUUGACAUGGUCGAGUUAUUCCACGAGGUCACUCUCCAGACCGAGUGCGGACAGUUAUGCGACCUUCUCACCGCCCCCGAGGACGAUGUCAACCUCGACAACUUCAGCCUGGACAAGUUCACCUUCAUCGUCAUCUACAAGACUGCCUACUACUCUUUCUAUCUUCCCGUUGCGCUAGCUCUGCAUUACAUCGGCGCAGCCUCCCCGAAGAACCUGCAAACUGCACACGAUAUCCUCAUCCCCAUGGGCGAGUACUUCCAAGCCCAAGACGACUAUCUUGAUGCAUUUGCCGACCCCAAGGUUCUCGGCAAAAUCGGCACAGAUAUCCAGGACAACAAGUGCUCAUGGCUUAUCAACCAGGCACUGAAGAAGGUCAACCCUGAACAGCGAAAAGUCCUUGAAGACAACUAUGGACAGAAGAACUCGCAGACGGAGGCCAAGGUCAAGGAGCUGUACCAUGAGUUGAAGUUGCAGGAGUUCUAUGAGCAGUGGGAAGAGGAGCGCGUGACGGAUAUUAAGGCGAAGAUUGAGAAGGUGGAUGAGAGCGAGGGACUGAAGAAGGAAGUGUUUGAAGCCUUCUUGAAGAAGAUUUACAAGAGAAGCAAGUAACAGCUGACCAUACUCAUACUUUAUAGCGACCAUGCAGAAUUUAAUCACCGAGACCAAAGCAUACCGAAUACUAUCACGAAGCGA
Cucurbitaria berberidis CBS 394.84 is the source of this 1210-nucleotide messenger RNA. RefSeq lists its product as uncharacterized. Bases 83 to 1126 code for a protein of 347 amino acids. The transcript is spliced from 2 exons. The record is from RefSeq and is a predicted model, not a curated record. NCBI's taxonomy places the organism in Eukaryota, Fungi, Ascomycota, Dothideomycetes, Pleosporales, Cucurbitariaceae. Gene Ontology annotation, molecular function: (2E,6E)-farnesyl diphosphate synthase activity; dimethylallyltranstransferase activity. Gene Ontology annotation, cellular component: cytoplasm. Gene Ontology annotation, biological process: trans, trans-farnesyl diphosphate biosynthetic process.